This is a messenger RNA of Megalopta genalis, 757 nucleotides long. RefSeq names its product NHP2 ribonucleoprotein (gene NHP2). The record is from RefSeq and is a predicted model, not a curated record. NCBI's taxonomy places the organism in Eukaryota, Metazoa, Arthropoda, Insecta, Hymenoptera, Halictidae. Gene Ontology annotation, molecular function: RNA binding.
AAUACAGACUACACAGUACAUGAAAGCACGUUGUGGAAACAAGAUAAGGUUCUGAUUUAUAGAAUACUUGUUAUUUCCUUAUAAAAUGGAUCAAUCACAAAUUAAAAUGGAAGUAGACGAGAGUAUGAAAGAUAAUGAUAAUGCUCCGAGCAAUGCAGAAACUUAUGAAGAAAAAUUGAAAUAUGUAAAUUCCAUUGCUUACCCUAUGGCACCAAAGAAACUGGCAAAAAAGAUCUACAAAUGUGUAAAGAAAGCUUCAAAACAGAAAACCUAUCUUCGAAAUGGUUUGAAGGACGUACAGAAGCAUCUUCGUAAAGGAGAAACUGGGUUAGUUGUCUUUGCGGGUGAUGUGUUUCCCAUAGAAAUUAUGUGCCACUUACCAAUUGUAUGUGAGGACCGAGACAUUCCAUAUUGUUAUACGCCAUCGAAACAAGAUAUUGGUAAUGCAAUGGGUGUGAAAAGAGGUAGUCUCAUGGUAUUAAUUAAAGAGCAUCCAGACUAUAAAGACUUAUACCAGGAAAUCAAAAAUACAAUGAAAACAUUACCGAUUCCACUGUAAUUACAUAUAUUCAACCAACCUGUAAAUACAGUAGAUGUACUCGUUAAAAAAUAAAUAUUUCCUCACCAUUUUCAGCAACAAGUAUUAUCAGAAAUUAGUUAAUAUUUUAUCCAAAGCGAUAAAUUUUAUGUACAAUUCUUUACAUUUGUAAGGUUAAUGUAAGCAAAAGAAUAAAAAAAUAUAUAAAACAAAAAAUAA